Molecule: messenger RNA, 2521 nt
Organism: Dermacentor albipictus
Lineage: Eukaryota; Metazoa; Arthropoda; Arachnida; Ixodida; Ixodidae
Biological process (GO): protein processing
Cellular component (GO): plasma membrane
Molecular function (GO): metalloendopeptidase activity
Source: RefSeq, a predicted model, not a curated record
GCAAGAAGAAGAUGGAGCGUCGCUUGAAAACGCAAGCAAGCGUUAAGAACAUGGAGGAACAAUCUCUAGACUGCAUCGACAAGGACCCUUUGCAACCAGGUUUUGAAUUGCCGCGGGAAAAUGAGCCAAGCCCCAGCGAGCGUCAGUUGUCUGACGUGUGCUACGGCCCGGCACUGAUGAUCAGCAAUGUGUUGGUGCUCUUCUGCUUGGUGACCUUCUUGUCCGGUGUGGUCAACGGACGUCUUAUGGCUGCCCAGCGACUAACAUGCAGCACCAAAGUGUGCCUUAGUUUCACUGACGUGAUCAAUAGGAGCGCGACUGCUCGCGUUCCUCCCUGUAGCGACUUCUACGCGCACGUGUGUGCCGAGUGGGACCAAGGCAACCUGGAAUCGCCGCAAGAGCUACAGUUCCGCAGCAUCGUAGAGAAGCUCUACCGGAGUCUGGCCACGGAGCCAGUUCCCUCGCAAAAUCAGACAAAUUUCCAAAAGGGUGCUGGUUUCUACCAAAGCUGUUUGGCGGUGCUUCUCGACGGCAAAAGUGAACUGCCCGAAAUUUUGGAAGAGUUGAGGAGGGUCGGCGUGCGUUGGCCGCAGCAUUCGGCAGACCCAAACCUCCUGGUGACAGCUGCCAGGCUCAAACAAUCGUUCGACUUGGACUCACUGUUGGUCUUCAGUAUGCCCGAUACGGCGACUCUCAGAGUUGGACCUCCGUCGGCGGGCUGGCUUCGCGACACCAAGAGGCAACGGUACGCUGUAGACUUUGCCGGCAAUUCUAAGGAGCAAUUACGCGCGCUGUGGGUAGCCUUUAGCAACACAAACCCGAAUGAAACUGAGGCCGCGCAGCUACGAGAGGCAGAAGAACGGUUUUUCAGUUACAAUGUUUUCGCUGACACUUCGUCACCAUCCUCUCCAAUAAACACUCUGACUCUCGCUGCUCUCCCUGACCAAUGCUCCGAGUUUUCACGUGACCGCUGGGACAAGCUGCUCAAGGAAGCAUACGAUACCAUCCCCGAAACAGUGACACUUGUCGAGAUCAGAGAUCGCAGAGUCUUCGACGCAGUGUGCCGUUUGGUAAGGGAUCUGGGUGAGACAGCAGUACAAUAUUACGUCGAAUGGCUCGCCGUUCGAACGCUGGUGACGGCUGGUGACAGAUCCAUAGCGGAGGUUGUCUGGAAUGGUGCAGACAUGGCGCCUCUCGCCGCACAGUCGACCUGCUUUCGAAGCACAAUGCAGGUUUUUGGAGAAACGAUACUAUUGGAAGAAAGCCGUCGCUGGCACUGGCAAAGACCCGCGAUGCUGUCCGAUUUUCACUCUGUGGCCAAAAAGGUGAGGGAUUCCUUAUCUCAGCUAAUCAAGGACGAUAGACGUUAUCCUUCUACAAGUUCUUUUCGGAAAGAUUUGCUGCAUGACCAGCUUUACAAUAAUGAUAGGGUACGUCUAGUAGAGAGCGUAUACGCCACAGUUCCGGACAUGUCAAAAAAGUUUUUCUCGAAUCGAAUGUUGCUGCUCAAUGUCUCUCUAAACAAAGACACCAUUAGGAGCCUCGGAUUCAGCUGGGAAGCACUGCAAGACAUGUUGCGGCAUGAUGGUGGCUCGGUUCGUUCCCAGCUCCCGUCUAUUCAGCAGGACGUGCGGUUGUUUCUACAAUUGUCCUAUGCGACCUAUUUUCUGCUCAGCGAAGACAUGCCGCCAGUGUACAAUUAUGCGGCACUGGGAAUGCUUGUCGCCAGGAAGCUGCUGGCAUUCCGCCGUGAUCCUGUGCUGCGGCAACGCACGCGUCCAGUAUCAUCAUCGCAAUCGCAGCAGACGGGACAAUUUGUGGGGCAGUUCGAUAAGGAACGCAGUGACUUUUCCCUAGCGCUGGAUACAGCUCAGGAGGCAGUGUUCAGCACUCAAGGAUACAAGGCACAUAGGUGGUCGAGGAGGCCACAAGACUUCUUUCUGUUAACGUGUUUCCAAGUGUGCUCUGGCCGCAAUACCAAUGAAGAUCGCAGAAACUUUACCCUUGCAUUUAUGGCAAGCAAAGGUUUCCGGAAGGCAUUUGCAUGUCGUACUAUAUCUUAGCAGCUGAAAAUCAUUAGUUCGCCAUAAUAGGCUCGAUGCAGGUAAACGGGUAUUAGAUUCGGCUACACAAGAAAAUGGCUGUGUUGAAAAAAAAAUAUCUUGUAAUUCGUUGACCGCAUACUUUGUUAAAACUAAGAGGCAAGUGUCAUUUUUGUAUUCCGUCCGGCAGCGAGAACUUGCUGUUGCUACUAGGCAGAUACGUCCACUGAAUCAUUGGGCCGACGUUAUAGACCAGUGAACCUGGUUCCAUUUGAUGGGUAGAAAGAAUAAAUGGCAAUUAGAACAGAAGAUUGUGCACGCAAUUUGAAGCUAUCUUGGAUAUUACACCCUAGUGCACACGCUGAAAGUCGCCGGAAAGUUGAAGAUGCAACAGCCGUUUACAGCGAUAUAAAAUAAAUAUUGUCCAGUUCCCUUUUCUCAAAAAAGUAGCCGUUCUGUUGUAGUGUGUUACAGUUACC